Molecule: messenger RNA, 984 nt
Organism: Bufo bufo (common toad)
Lineage: Eukaryota; Metazoa; Chordata; Amphibia; Anura; Bufonidae
Gene: TIMP1
Product: TIMP metallopeptidase inhibitor 1
Exons: 6
Coding region: 120-755 (211 amino acids)
Biological process (GO): negative regulation of membrane protein ectodomain proteolysis; negative regulation of endopeptidase activity
Cellular component (GO): extracellular matrix
Molecular function (GO): metalloendopeptidase inhibitor activity; protease binding
Source: RefSeq, a predicted model, not a curated record
GGUUGGGGGGACGGGGACGCUUUAAAUUCCAGACGUGGAAUGGGGAGAGAUGCAGAGCUGAGCUUCAGACCCGCUGACAACUCUUGAGAUCCAGACUGGACCAGUACCCGGCUUCCACAAUGUUCUCCCUGGUGGUGCUGAUGAUUUUGGGGUCCCUGAGCAAAGAAGCCUGGUCGUGUGUAUGCGGCCCCCGUCACCCCCAGACCGUCUACUGUGACUCACCAAUCGUGUUUCGGGCAAAGUUCGUCGGGCAGAAAGACAGCGUGGUGCGGGAGCACUGGAGGGAGUUCGAGGUGAAAGCCACCAAGAUUUUCAAGGCUCCUAAAGAAUUCGACGACAUCCAGUUCUUGUACAGCCCCAAGUCGGACGGCCUGUGCGGCUACGAGCACCCCUCCACCAACAAGAGCGAGGAGUUCCUGGUCGCCGCGACCAUCGUAGAUGGCAAGGCGUACAUCACCAGCUGCAGCUUCGUGGUGCCAUGGGCCACCCUGACCAUGGGCCAGAAGAGGGGAUUCCUGCAGGUGUAUGCCAAGCACUGCGACUGCAAGAUUAAGCAGUGCUUCGGCCUGCCGUGCCAGGUGGACAACGACCUCCAGUGUCUCUGGACCGACCCCUUGAUGAGGAAGAAGUCUCUGUACGCCAGUCAUCAGGCCGCGACCUGGGCCUGUGUGAACAAGGGCGAAGGUCUGUGCAUCUGGAACAGCUUGAAGUCUCGCACGUACGACACAACCACCAGCAGCAACACCGCGGCCUGAGAACGACUGCGUCACCGGGGCGCCGACCACCACUCCUGGCCCCCACCAAGUCACAUGACAUCCCUGUAGCUCACCGGACCCAACCAGGGCGCUAAACCGCACAGAGCGACCGAGGAGCAGAACCUCUGCUGUUAGUGAGCGCCACCCUGUGCACCAAGUGCUACCGUCACCGGAUCUCACUGCUUUAUAUGUAUUAUACUGUUUAAUAAAUGUUUAUAGGAUUUUUGUA